This is a messenger RNA of Hydractinia symbiolongicarpus, 1545 nucleotides long. RefSeq lists its product as uncharacterized. The record is from RefSeq and is a predicted model, not a curated record. The transcript is spliced from 2 exons. Bases 11 to 1393 code for a protein of 460 amino acids. NCBI's taxonomy places the organism in Eukaryota, Metazoa, Cnidaria, Hydrozoa, Anthoathecata, Hydractiniidae.
GAAGAACCAAAUGUCAGAAACAAAAAUUUAUCCACUGCCUUAUUGUGGUCACAGGUGGUGUGAGAAUGAAAACUGUGCAAAUCGAGCAGACACCAUAUGGCCUGAAUUUGUGAAGUUCAUCAAACAUCUAGAUGGUCUUAUAAAGUCCAGACAGCCACAGGGGAAAUCAUUUGCAGUUCUUCAAAAAGCAGUUAAAGAUCCCUUGAUGCCUACAAAACUCAAGUUGGUAGAGUUCAUCGCUUCAAAGCUUAACAAAUUUCUGAGAGGCUUUCAAACGGAUCAACCAAUGGUUCCAUUCCUAUGUGAUGUCCUUAAGGAUCUUCUUACUUCAAUUAUGAAAAUGUUUAUUCUAACAGAUACCAUCAAAAAGGCUGAUACAACAAUGAAACUUUUAAAGAUCGAUGUCUCGGAUAAGAACAUACAUAAGCCCUCUGAAACGAUUGAUGUUGGUAUGGGUGCACAACUCCACAUCUCACAAUUUCGGAGAAGCGGUGAUUUUAAAGGAAGUUCCCUUCGAAACUUUCAUCAAGAAACUGUUCUGUUCUUAUCCAGUGUGACCAGUCACAUGGUAGAGAAAUGCCCCCUGAAACACAUGAUCAUUCGAUGCUGCAGUUCAAUCAAUCCCAACAGGCUGGCCAUUAGGGAUGAAAGAGAAGUUUCAAAGUUAAGAUUUUCCAAGAUGUUAGAAAAGCUAACUUCUUUAGGGCAAGUCACCCCUAAAGUUGCUGAUGAUGCUAAAGAACAGUUCUCAAAGCUCAUUAAUGAUGUUGUACCUGAACACCAGGAAAAGUUUCUCUCAUUUGAAAAGUUUGAUCAAAGGCUAGAUACAUUCUUUGCCCAGUUUCUAAAAACAAAAGGUUUUGAGUCUUUAUGGAGUAUUUUUAAGCUCGUAUUCUGCCUGAGUCACGGACAAUCUGCUAUUGAACGAGGCUUCAAAGCAAAUAAAGAAUUCAUUAAAGAGAACCAGUCAGAAUGUUCGCUGAAAUCAUUAAGAAUUCUGCACGAUCACAUGAUUGCAAAAGAAGUGCGAGCACACAACAUUCCAAUUACAAGGGAAUUAGUUAAGUCUGUCAAGUGUGCAAGAUCGCGUUAUGUUGAAAUUAAAAAUGAAAAGAAGAAGUUAAAAGUGGAUUCUGGAAAAGCAUUGAAACGAAAGGUUAUUUCAACUGAAAUUAAAGAAGUGCAAAGGAAAAAACAAUUCCUCCAAACCAGUAUAAACACUCUCAUUAAAGAUGCUGAUGAAUUGGCAUUGAAAGCACACACAAAUGCUGACUUUCAAAUCCUCGGACGAUCAAACGAUUUACGAAUGUUAGCCAACACCAAGAAAGAACAAUUUGACGAGUUGGUUCAGAUGGAGCAAGCAUUAAUACUUCGAAAGGAUUCCAUUGUUUGAUUGGAAAAGUAUUUUGUAGUCUUAUGUUGCUAUUCUGUUAUUGGGGUUAAUUUUUGUUUGGCUAGCUAGUGUUUAUUUUAGUUCAGAGAUUGAAUUCUUAUGUUGUUACAGCUUUUAGUUUUAAGCUCAAAGAAAUACAUGACUUUACUUUA